Molecule: messenger RNA, 1316 nt
Organism: Myotis brandtii (Brandt's bat)
Lineage: Eukaryota; Metazoa; Chordata; Mammalia; Chiroptera; Vespertilionidae
Product: testis-specific serine/threonine-protein kinase 1-like
Exons: 3
Coding region: 1-888 (295 amino acids)
Biological process (GO): cellular response to glucose starvation; protein phosphorylation; intracellular signal transduction
Molecular function (GO): protein serine/threonine kinase activity; ATP binding
Source: RefSeq, a predicted model, not a curated record
AUGCUCUACUGCCACGACCUGGACAUCGUCCACCGAGACCUCAAGUGCGAGAACCUGCUCCUCGACAAGGACUUCAACAUCAAGCUGUCCGACUUCGGCUUCUCCAAGCGCUGCCUGCGGGAUGAGAGCGGCCUGCUGAUCCUGAGCAAGACCUUCUGCGGGUCGGCGGCCUACGCGGCCCCCGAGGUCCUGCAGGGCAUCCCCUACCACCCCAAGGUCUACGACAUCUGGAGCCUGGGCGUGAUCCUCUACAUCAUGGUCUGUGGCUCCAUGCCCUACGACGACUCCAACAUCAAGAAGAUGCUGCGCAUCCAGAAGGAGCACCGCAUCAACUUCCCGCGCUCCAAGCACCUGACGAACGAGUGCAAGGACCUCAUCUACCGCAUGCUGCAGCCCGACGUCAACCGGCGGCUGCACAUCGAGGAGAUCCUCAGCCAUGUCUGGGUGCAGCCCAAGCCCCGAGCCCUCAGCAAGGAGGGGGCAGGCCUCCUGGGCACUGAGCCCCCGCAGGUCCCGGAGCCCUCUCGGACCCCUGAGGCCUCGAUGACUACCCAGCACUCUCGGACCCCUGAGCCCUCGCAGACCACCGGGCACUCUCGGACCCCCGAGGCCUCGCGGACCCCUGAGGCCUCUCGGACCCCUGAGGCCUCGCGGACUCCUGAGGCCUCGCGGACGACCGAGCCCAGCUCCGACAAGAAGUCUAUCUCCCACCAGGAGCCCCAGGAGGAGGCACAGCCUGAGGUGACGCCAGAGUCAAAGCCCCAGGAGGAGAUGGUGCAAGGGCAGGUCUCCAGGCAGCUGGAGAGCACCAGCCUCAUCGCCCCAACGGGGCAGCGGAGCAGGGAGACAGUGGAAGGGCGCUCUCCAAAGCCCCCGCAGACCCAGUGAGCCUCUCACCGGGCCCAGGGGCUGGCAGGGAAGGAGGCGGAGCCACAGCUUUGAGCCUGGGCUCCAGACAGGUGAGACCCGAGGUGAAGGACAAUUCCCAGAUGAGCCACUAUUUUUGUCAAUUUCCCCCCCUCCCUUUGAACGUGCUACUGAAGCAAUAAAUCACUAUAUUGGUCCAUAAACUGGGUGUAGGGUUAAUGAGUUUCAGCCAACAUCACUGCCCGCCUCUCCCCCAGCACACGGAGCCCACAGCCAUCCAUGCACGGCAGAAUUUAGCCUGUGGUUCUCUAGGUUUGUCUCCUGGACCCUCAGUCCCUCAGGUUAGGGCUCGUCCCCCUUGCUGCUCCCUACUCCCACUCCCAGCAGCCGACCUGCCUCCACUCCCCAAGCUUUCUUUUUUUAAAAGGUAUUGUUUUUUUUAGAAUAUA